CUCCCUGGGAGGGAAGCCCGGCGCCAGGGCUGCCUCCUCUUUCUGGCCGCUGGGCGGGAGCAGGGCGCAAAGGCAGCCUCUCCGGGGAGCUGCGCCUUUGGCUCUCAGGGAUCUGCCGCCCCCCCAACUGGGCUCCAAAGUUUUGGAAGGGGCUUUUCGCCAGAGCAGAGCAGAGCAGAGCAGAGCAGAGCAGAGGGAGGGAGGGAGGCACACGGAGCGCUGCCUCCUCCUCCUCCUCCUCCUCUUUCUCUGCCUGGUCCCGAUCAAGAGAGGCGCUCCUCGCCUGGACAGAGUUGGGGGGCUCCUUUGGAAGGGGUGCAGGCGCGCUCCUGAAGCUCUUUCCCACGAGAAACUGUGGACAUAGGCGGGACAAGGUCGGGGAAAAGAGGAGGAAGGAGAAGAAGGGGAAGAAGAGCGGCGCCGGCCCCCAGCAGACGAUGGUGGCUUGAGGCGGACCAUGCCAACAUGAUGUCUUACGAGAGCCAAGUGUGGUGGUGCUAUCAGUGGAAAUGGAAGCUGCAUUUGCUAUUCCUGUUUGCUCUCUAUCUUCUGUGUGUACAGUGUUCAGCUUCCAGAUGCUCUGACUGUCGCAUGGUACUCUCCAACCCCACAGGAAUUUUUACCUCACCCUGUUUUCCUAAUAAUUAUCCCAACAGUCAAGCAUGCAAAUGGACCAUCAGGGCUCCUUCUGGAUUCAUAAUUCAAAUUACCUUUGUUGAUUUUGAGAUUGAAGAAGCUCCCAACUGCAUUUAUGAUUUCCUAAAAUUGCACACAGGAGAAAAAGAAGUCACAUUGUGUGGUAUAACUGCCAGAGGUUUAUCGUUUAAUUCAUCUGGGAAUGAAAUGAUUGUAUCUUUUACCAGUGACUUUAGCAUCCAGAAGAGAGGCUUCAAUGCCAGUUAUACCCGAGUUGCUGUGGCCUUGAGGAAUCAAAAGGUUAUCAUUCCACAGUUCCAGGAUACUGAUACUGUGUCUCUCGCUAAUUCCAUCCAAGUUCCAGAACUCAACCAAUUCACACUGUGCUUUGAAGCAACUGAAAACAAUGGUAGUAGCCAUGAUUGGAAGGCUUUCUCCUAUUGUGAUUCUUCCUCUACAGAAUUCUUCAGCUUCGGAAAAACAAAAGGGGGGCACUUUAUAUUUAUCUCAGACACAGAAUGUAUGCUAAAUGAUGCGCUUGAUACCAAUCCAGAUGGAGACUUCUUCACUGAAACAUUUGAACAGCUUUGCAUUGUAUGGGAUAGUUACUCUGGCACUAUUGGUGUGAAUGUCAAGCAUACAUAUAAAACAAUAUUCUGUUCAGAUUCUUAUGGAAAAGUCAUUCCUGCUAAUGGAAAGUUGGUUUUGGGCUCUGAUAGAAAGGAUAUAAACCCUCUCAAUGGAGAUAUUUAUAAUUUCCGCCUUUGGAAUUUCACAAUGAACUCCCAAGUACUCUCUAACCUCAGCUGUGAUGUGAAAGGCAAUAUUAUAGACUGGGAAACUGACUUUUGGAGUAUCCCAACAUCAGCACUUAAAGCAGAAAACAACCUGAGUUGCGGUUCAUAUCUCAUUCCCCUACCAACAGUUGAGCCAACUAGCUGUGCAAACCUAGGAGGUGUUUGCCAAGCUACUGUAAAUUCCACCAUUACAUCACCCACUGUUACCACUAACAUGCCUGAUACUAACAGAACCGAUAAACAAACCGAUGCUACCGUAAAUUCCAUCAUUACAUCACCCAUUGUCACCACUAACAUUCCUGAUACUAAUAGAAUCGAUAAACAAACCAAUGGGGGCCUGUUCUACAGAAUUGCUUUUACUGUCUACAGUGACAAAGACAUUUCGGAGUCAAAUGUUCAGAGUGCUGUUGCCAACUGGCUAAAUCACACCUUUCAGGAUUGGAAUUACACAGUAUAUGUGGUCAAUAUAAGUAUUCAACCAGGUCCUGUAAAAGACAGAGCGAGGGAGAAGAGAAAUGUCAAUCAUCAAAGUUUUGAUGUUCGGGCUCUUUUGGUUUAUAACGCUACCAACAAUAUAAGUUUAGAAGAACAAACAAUUGAGAGGAAACUGGAGAGCAAUAAUGUCAGUAUUGGGAAUGGUUGGAGAGUCAAGAAAGUAGACGUUCAUCCUGUUGAAAAAUGUGAAAAUGAAGAAAAUCCUCCAAAUUAUCUUUGGGCAGAUACCAGACCCACGGUGACUGAAAGUAUUCUCUGCCAUGGCAGUUCUACCCAAAUUGCAUCAAGAACUUGCUUUCUGAACCUGGAUAAUUAUACAUCGUAUUGGGGUCCACCUGACCUUCGGAACUGUACAGAAAAUGCAGCAGAUAUAGCCAAUCAGCUUCUCAAUCUCACGGGAGAAGGGCAGCAGCUGACUUCAGACAAAGUCAAUGAUGUCAUCCAGAAACUUAAAAAGAUUGUUAAUGAUGAAGAAAUCAAUGAAUCCUUGGGUUCUACUGUAGUCACAAUAUUUUCUAAUAUUCUAACCAGUUCUGAUAGUGUUUUGGCAGCAUCAUCUUCUGAAGCUAUAAAAACCAUUGAUGCUUUAGCACUGAAGAUUCAGUUUACAGGACCUUCCAUGAGCAUCUCAGCAAAAAACUUGGCACUUGGUGUUUCCUCACUUAAUUCAACCUUGUUCAAUGGCUCUUCCUUCAGUGUUGGCCCCCAGAACAAUGCUUCAGAUUUUCAGAUUGAUUUUGACAAAAAUCAAGAGAAUUCCCUGGCCUCUGUAGUUUUGCCUGAAAGCUUGCUAAAGAAUUUAAGCCAAGAAGAUCUUGAAACUGUAUCCAGGGCUCAGUUUACUUUUUUCAAUAAAAGUGGACUCUUCCAGGAUGCUGGCAGUAACACCAGUUUAAUCAGUUAUGUGGUAGCAUGCAGCAUUGGCAAUAUUACCAUCCGUGAUCUCCAAGAUUCUGUAAAGAUUACAAUUAAGCAUGCCGUUAAGAAUGACAAAAGCCAGAAGACAUCUAACCCUACCUGUGCUUUUUGGGAUAUGAACAAAAACAAGGGCCAAGGAGGAUGGAAUAAAACAGGUUGUACUCUACAAGCAGCAUCCAGUGAGGAUGAAACAGUUUGCUUAUGCUCACAUCUUACACACUUUGGUGUACUGAUGGACCUACCAGGAACUGCUCCACAAAUAGAUCCUGAAAACACCAAAGUACUAACAUUCAUAACAUACAUUGGUUGUGGAAUAUCUGCCAUAUUUUCAGCUGCAACUCUUCUGACAUAUAUUGCUUUUGAAAAAUUACGAAGAGAUUAUCCCUCCAAAAUCCUAAUGAAUUUGAGCACAGCAUUGCUUUGCCUAAACUUGGCCUUCCUCCUCGAUGGCUGGAUUGCAUCAUUUGACAUAGAAGGUCUCUGCAUCGCUAUUGCUGCCCUUUUGCAUUAUUUCCUUCUAGCAACUUUUACCUGGAUGGGAUUGGAAGCAGUUCACAUGUAUAUAGCUCUAGUGAAAGUGUUCAAUACAUACAUUCGGCGAUAUAUACUAAAAUUUUGCAUCAUUGGCUGGGGCUUGCCUGGAGUUGUUAUAAUCAUUGUUCUAGCAAGCACAAAUGCAAACGCAAGUCGCAUUUACAACAAGGAUUUGUAUGGCAAAAAUACUAAAGGGCAAGGUGGAGAUGAAUUCUGUUGGAUUCAAGACAAUACUGUAUUUUAUCUGACCUGCGUUGGAUACUUUGGAGUCAUGUUUCUCAUGAAUAUUGCCAUGUUUGUUGUUGUGAUGAUGCAAAUAUGUGGGAGAAAUGGAAAACGGAGCAAUCGGACUAUGCGGGAAGAGAUAUUGAGGAAUCUUCGUAGUGUUAUUAGCUUGACCUUCCUCCUAGGAAUGACAUGGGGCUUUGCGUUUUUUGCCUGGGGGCCACUGUAUCUUCCUUUUAUGUAUCUCUUUUGUAUUUUCAACUCAUUGCAAGGUUUAUUUAUAUUUGUAUUCCACUGUGCCAUGAAAGAAAAUGUACAGAAACAAUGGAGACGGCAUCUCUGUUGUGGUAGAUUCAGACUGGCAGACAAUUCAGACUGGAGUAAAACAGCAACUAAUAUCAUUAAGAAGAGUUCAGACAACUUGGGGAAAUCCUUGUCUUCCAGUUCAAUUGGUUCUAAUUCGACCUAUUUGACUUCCAAAUCAAAGUCCACAUCAAAUACUUUCCUUAAAAGGAACAGUCAUUCUGACAAUGUUUUCCUUGACAAGCCAUCACCAAAAUACAUUCAAGUGGACACAGAGCAGAGUUCAAUUAUACCAGUUCAUCAGGUUAUUGACAAAGUCAAGGGGUACUACAAUACCCAUUCAGACAACUUCUAUAGAAACAUUAUAAUGUCAGACUCCUUGAGCCACAGCACAAAAUUCUAACUUUCUGGACAUCUGGAAAAAUAAAAUUCAACAAGCAGCAUGGAGAUUCAGAAGGAUGAAUGACAUGAAUACUACCAAAGUCUUCUGCUUUACCUUGCUUUGACAACAGUUAUUUAGCAAGUUCCUCUCAGAAAGGGCCUCCCACACCUGUUUCCUUUUGGAAAAUCAGAACAUCUAAUUCAUUUUCUCCAUAUACACACUGUUGUGGCUGACAUUUCUCCGCCUGGACAGUUGUCUAAUCUAUGCUUUGUGUGAUCAUCUUAUUUGUAUUAAGAAGGUCCUAAGAACCCAGACUACAGCUUCUGGAGGAAGACUUUAAACAUACUAUCAAGAUGUUUGCAGAAAAAAAACUAUAAACAUAUAAUCAAAACCUUUCCUUUUUUAGGAUGUGUUUUUCUCUGUUAUGUCUUCACCUACAAGGAUAAUGAACGUGCGUCUGUGAUGUACAAUGCAUGGGUUUCUCAACAGAGUCAUCCUGCCGGCAAAAUGGACAUGCUGGCAAAAUGACUCUUCUUUUGCAUUGGAAUCCCAUACAAAGUCAAUGAAGGAUUUAAAGCACUGCAGGGAGAGAAGAGGAAAGAGAAGUCCCAACGCAUAAGCAUAAGUCUCUUUGAAAAAUUAUGUCUGGAACCCUAGGUGUAUUCCAGGUUGCCUUAUCACAGUCAAGGGAAAGAGCCCUAUUAUCACAACAUGCUUGGGUAUACAGAGCAAAACUGUCUUCAAAUGAAAUCACCUUAAUUUUGCUUGCAAAGUCUGGGCCAUAUUUAUAACUUUGUGAAUUAAAGUAUCUAAGACUUCUAGAUUAUAAGUGGAUGGAGGAGGGUGAGAAGAGUGUUUCUGUAGCUGUAGACAUGCUUGAUAAUGAAUUUCAUGUUAUGUAAAAGUCUGCAUAAUCCUGGGCCAUUGGAAUUGGUCCCAAUAGAUUACAUUGCCUUUCCUAAAGUCUAUUUCUCAGCAAAAUCUGAAAUGUUAUAAGGCUUCAUUGACUGACUAUAGUAGAUAAAAAGGUAACAAUUUACUUCAUCAAAAACUUAUAUGUGUGAAAGUGUAAGAUUUGAAUAUGAGCAGAGGCUUCCCCAUUGAUUCCAACAUAAGCCAUUCUGUACACAUCUCUCCUUUCUAAAGAUGUUUCUUGGCUGUUGAGUGAGCAGAGAACUUGAGAUCAUUGUUCAUAAAGUUGCACACCGAAUAGAUUAUUAAUCUGUGCACAUAUAUGGAUUAGUAACAUAAAGAGCUACCUUAUAUUGAAUCAAGUCAGUGCUCCAUCUAGACCAAUGUUGUUAACUCUUGACGGGCAGUGGUUUUGCAGGGUUUCAGGCAGGAUUCUUUCCCUUCCCUGCCUGGAGAUCCUAUGGCCUCUUUAGAUUCACUAAAGACUAUGUGCAUCAUCUUGCAUACAUCAUAUUUUCCACUUGAAUGAAUUUUUUGGUUAAAGAGAAUUUCCCAAGAUAAAAAAUAAGAACUAAAAUGCAAAAUAGUGUUUGCCACUACUCAGUUCUUCUAGUGAUAACUCUUCCUGCUUGCUUACUUGUCUGCCUCUCUUGCAAGACACUAUGCUGUACAAUUACUAAAAUAAUAAGUCCUUUUGAGUGCAGUGGGGUUUGCUCAGAGGUCUGUUUGUAUAGAUUGGAGAGCCAGGUUUUAUGCUCCUAUUUUAAACUUCUCCAAUAUAACCUACUGUUCUUACCUCUGUUUUGAUGUCUGCAAUGUUCAAGAUUUUUAUAAUUCAUCACAAACACUUUUGUUCUGCAUCCAUUUUUAACAGGAUUUCUUUACAUAUGUACUCCAAUUAAAUUGUCAAAUCACUUGAAUUGCAAACUGUUUAUUCAAAAUCGAACUGAUCCUAAACCAAGUACUUCAUUUCACGAGCUGUGGAUCAGACUGUGAACUAUAUGAUUCCUGAUUACAGAAUCUAAUGGAGUUAAUAACUCCAUUAAGAAGGGAGAAACUAUUUGUAUGGAAACUUUGACAAAUUUUGUAUAUUUUCUUAUUCGUUCUCAAAAAAUAUUUUGAUGUGACAUUCAUGGUGGUGGUGGGGGGGGCAGAAGGGAUUGUUUUUGAAUGAUUAGACAUUAAUAAAAUAGUUAAAUAGAGACUAAAAAGUAGAAUUUUACCAAGUCAAUCCCAGCUACGGUGUGAUCAUUCAGUUAUUCCCUAUAUUUUCACUAAAAUAUUCUUUGCUUUUACUACCAUGUAGUAAUCCUAAACUAUUUCAAAUAUGCAUUUUCCAGUGGUUUUAUACCCCUUUCAGGGUAAAUCUUUGGCUUUCUUGUUGGCAUAGCAUCACCUCCCCUGUAUAUACUUAUUUAUUUUUGAGGUUUAAAAUGUCAACAUAGUGUUAGCUGCAUAUUGGCUAUUCUUGUGAUUAUAUGCAUUUGUUUCACAAUAAGAGGUAGAAAAAUAAUCUCAAAUAUAUAUAUUUGUAUUGUAUUUUCUAUGAGAAAAAAUGUAUUGCCUUUGAUAUUGUUUAGCAGCAUGAGUGGAAAAUGGAUGUAAUUUCAAAUGCUAGCUGUUAAUGACUAGUGUGGUGGAUUUAGAGGCUGAUCAAAGCAGAAAUACUCCCAAGUGUUUUAGUUGUUAGUAUGCCAAAUAAUUAAAUUUUUAAAAAACCGUGA
Molecule: messenger RNA, 6926 nt
Organism: Anolis sagrei ordinatus
Lineage: Eukaryota; Metazoa; Chordata; Lepidosauria; Squamata; Anolidae
Gene: ADGRG6
Product: adhesion G protein-coupled receptor G6
Biological process (GO): adenylate cyclase-activating G protein-coupled receptor signaling pathway; heart trabecula formation; myelination in peripheral nervous system
Cellular component (GO): plasma membrane
Molecular function (GO): G protein-coupled receptor activity; laminin binding
Source: RefSeq, a predicted model, not a curated record